Hirundo rustica (Barn swallow) is the source of this 618-nucleotide messenger RNA. RefSeq lists its product as uncharacterized. The transcript has 4 exons. The coding region runs from base 238 to 534 and encodes 98 amino acids. Lineage: Eukaryota; Metazoa; Chordata; Aves; Passeriformes; Hirundinidae. The record is from RefSeq and is a predicted model, not a curated record.
GGGCUGCCCAGCUGCUCUGGGUGUAGGCUGCAGAGGCUUUAAAGGGUCUGUGGGAGGGAGAAUUCCCAGGGGAGCUGCUGGCUGCAGACAUGGUGUGCAGUUUGCAUUUGCCCUCUAACUACUGGGAGGAGUCCUGCUUUGUCUAUAAAAAGCCACACUUUGCCAAACAGUGUAACAGAACCGAACUUAGGGACUCACUCACCCAUCGCAUCCCGGGAGAGAGGACUGAGCGCGGCCAUGUUCGGGAUUGGGAAGAAGCUCGCUGAGGAAGCUGUACAACAAGCUGAAAGUGCUGCACAGGUGGCAGUUGACACAGUGAACCAGACUGUGCAGCAAGCAGCAGAACAGGCUAAGAGUGCUGGUCAGAAAGCAGCAGAACAGGCUAUGAGUGCUGGCCAGAAAGCAGCAGAGCAGGCUAAGAGUGCUGGCCAGAAAGCACUUGAUGAAGUCUACAAAGUUGCUGAAACUGGUGAAAAAGCUGUAAAAAAUGUAGCAAACCAAGCAACUUCAUGGGGCAAAAGCUUUGGACAAUGAAGAUCAAAAUGUAUCACCACUGAAAUUUUUGUAAACAAGUAUCUACUACAUGUAUUCUUAAAUAAAGACAAUACUUACCCUCUG